Messenger RNA from Diospyros lotus (date-plum), 1739 nucleotides. RefSeq names its product pectin acetylesterase 12-like. Gene Ontology annotation, biological process: cell wall organization. The record is from RefSeq and is a predicted model, not a curated record. The transcript has 12 exons. Gene Ontology annotation, cellular component: plant-type cell wall. Lineage: Eukaryota; Viridiplantae; Streptophyta; Magnoliopsida; Ericales; Ebenaceae. Gene Ontology annotation, molecular function: pectin acetylesterase activity. Bases 320 to 1588 code for a protein of 422 amino acids.
GCGGGAGCCACGGGGCUACCACUGGUCCAUUGCUACUGUUCUUAUCGGCCACAGAGACAGAGCCGCGCCGAGAAUGGCAUCAUCCUUAGCUUCUUCGUAAGCAGCAGCUCCCUCUCUCUCAUUUGAAUUCUUCCUUUCUCCACAGUGAGAUCUUCCAAUUUGGAAACGGCUCUUCCCAAGCGCCUAUACGCGGCUUCGUUUUUGUUUUUGUGCGGCAUACUGUUGCUAAUAAUUGGGCGAGCGCGCGCACACAUAAGAAGUGAUUAGGUUGGGUUCUGUUCUGCUCUGUGAGAGAGAUCUGGGUUCGAGCAGGGGACCCAUGGAGAAGAAGAAGAAGAUUCUGGCUUGGGGGGUUUUGGUUGUCGCCGCGGCCGUGUUCCUUGGCAAAUGGGCAGAUGGGUCGUCUGAGUAUUUCAAUCUCACUGAGGAGCUGCCAUUUGAGUCUUUGAAUGGUGUCUCUGCUGUCCCUUCUGCCAGUGACAUCCUCAUGGUGGAUCUUACCCUCAUUCCCGGAGCUGCUGCCAAUGGCGCUGUAUGCUUGGAUGGAACAUUACCUGGUUAUCAUUUGCACCGUGGAUAUGGAUCUGGAGCAAACAGUUGGCUUAUUCAGUUAGAGGGUGGAGGAUGGUGUAAUAACAGACGAUCUUGUGUUUUCCGCAAAACAACUCGGCGUGGAUCAUCAAAUUACAUGGAAAAGAAGUUACCAUUUCCCGCCAUACUUAGCAAUAAGGCUGAAGAAAAUCCAGAUUUUUUCAACUGGAAUAGAGUAAAGCUUCGCUAUUGUGAUGGUGCCUCCUUUGCUGGGGAAGGCGAGGAUGAGGUUGCUAAAAUGGAAUUUAGAGGGGAACGUAUAUGGUCAGUUGCCAUGGAAGAAUUAAUGUCAAUAGGGAUGCGCAAUGCCGACCAGGCUCUUCUUUCAGGGUGUUCUGCUGGGGGUCUAGCAUCUAUUUUACAUUGUGACAAGUUCAGAGAUUUAUUUCCUGGAAGUACUAAAGUGAAGUGCCUGAGUGAUGCUGGAUUAUUCCUGGAUGCGGUUGAUGUGUCUGGUGGGCGUACCCUUAGGAAUAUGUUCAGUGGCGUUGUUGAGUUGCAGGGGGUGCAGAAGAAUCUGCCAAGUACUUGUACAAAUCAUCUUGAUCCAACUUCAUGCUUCUUCCCUGAGAACUUGAUUGCCGGCGUUAAAACCCCCUUAUUUAUUCUCAAUGCCGCCUACGAUGUAUGGCAGGUUCAUUCGAGUUUGGCUCCUGCAUCUGCUGAUCCUAAUGGCUCUUGGAAUUCUUGCAAAAGGAACUAUGCUAAUUGUUCUGAAUCACAAAUCCAGUUUCUGCAAGAAUUCAGAAAACAAAUGCUGGAUGCCGUAAAAGAAUUCUCAAUGUCCAAGGAAAAUGGACUAUUCAUAAACUCGUGUUUUACUCACUGCCAAACAGAGACACAGGAGACAUGGUUUACCGAUAGUUCUCCUCUUGUUGACAGCAAGAGGAUUGCUGUGACUGUUGGAGAUUGGUAUUUUGAUCGAGCAGAUGCUAAGGCCAUCGACUGUCCUUACCCCUGUGACAAAACAUGCCAGAAUGUUGUUGCCAAUGGCUAGAUUGUAUCUGUUACCUUCUUUCUUGCCCAAUGGCUCAUAUGCUGUCAUUCUACUGAGUAAACUACAGCUCCCCCUUUGUAAUAAGCUUGCAAUUUGUAGUGACAUCAAAUUGGCAAUUUGCUCAGUAAGUGUGAAUCAUUUUUAUGGAGCC